CCACCUGAACCAUUGAACGGUUUGCUGAAAGGUACGGAUCCAGAUUCGGCUCUGUUUCUGAAGUCAAUUAGAAAAUUUAAUUCAUCUUUCCAAAUGACUUCAUUUGGAGCAACCGAAAUUGUCAGAAAUAGAUCAACUAACGGCCAACAAUUCAAUUCAACUUUCAAAAUAAAGGGUCAAAUAUAUCAUCAAGUUGGUUCAUUCUUGCCAAUGCCCAACGAAUCAUAUAAAUUUUUACAAAUAUACUUCAUGGGUGGUGAGGAUCCUGAUAACGCCCUCGAUAAUCGCGUGAAUACACGAUGCAGCUACAAUAAUUUGAAUUCUCCAUUUGCCAGACGCAUUAUUGGUGAACUGGAUGUUUUAUUGAAUGAGCACAACGAAUUAUUGAAAUUAUUUAUUUCACAUAUGCAUCACCUACAAAGCGACGAUCAUGCUAUUGUUAUAAAUCCUGAUAGAACACCAGCGGGAGAGCAUAUUCGUAGGUUUAAUGCACCUGUUGUCAAUGACGUAGCUGCAAUCAUGGUAGGAGACCGUACAGCUCCACGAGAAAUUGUGAUCCGACGAAGAAAUAACACUCUCGAUUUCAUAGCUGAUACACACCGAUUGUACGAUGCUCUCCAAUAUCCGCUAAUGUUCUGGAAGGGACAAGACGGAUAUUGCAUUAAUAUUAAACAACGAGAUCCAUUAACAGGAAAUGAAACAAACAAGAACGUCAGCUCGAAGGAUUUUUAUUCUUAUCGUCUGAUGGUAAGACGCGGUCAAGACAACAUUAUUUUACGAUGUCGAGAGCUUUGUCAACAGUUCAUGGUAGACAUGUACGUGAAGAUCGAAAGUUAUUGUUCGACAUUGUUACUAAUAAUAUGAUCCAUGGGCCAUGCGGUAACUUGAAUCGUUUAUCACCUUGCAUGGUAGAUGGCAGAUGCACCAAGAGUUUUCCGAAAUCGUUCACCAAGGAAACUAUUACGAAUGUGGACGGAUAUCCGAUAUAUCGCAGAAGAAAUAUCGACGAUGGAGGACAAUCAUUCACGAAAACAAUAAACAACGUUGAAUUAGAUAUUGACAAUCGUUGGGUUGUGCCAUAUUCACCUUUACUCAGCAAAACCUUCAAUGCGCACAUCAAUGUUGAGUUUUGUAGCUCAGUUAAGAGCAUCAAAUAUAUAUGCAAAUAUGUGCAUAAGGGAAGCGAUAUGGCAGUCUUUCGAAUUGAAAAUUCCAACUCAAAUGUUUCUCCAGUCAAUAAAAACGACGAAAUAACGUUGUAUCAAACAGGUCGAUACAUCAGCUCUAAUGAAGCUGUGUGGCGUAUCUUUGGUUUCCAAAUACACGAAAGAGAUCCAGCAGUUACACAUUUGGCUGUGCAUCUAGAAAACGGUCAACGAGUAUAUUUCACCAACGAAUCAGCAGCAGAUCGUGCGUUGAAUGCACCAAAAACUACUCUCACCGAAUUUUUUGAACUUUGUAACCGUAAUGACGCUUUUGGUGCUUUUGCCAAAACUCUGCAUUAUUCAGAAGUACCACGUUAUUUUACAUGGGCUCCAGCAAAAAAAUGGAUGCCACGCAAACAAGGCUCACCGGUUGAAGCAUGUCCCGAUUUGUUUAAAUCAAACACUUUGGGACGAAUAUUUACAGUCAAUCCCAGGCAAACUGAAUGCUUUUAUUUACGUUUGUUAUUGAUUAAUGUAACUGGCCCAUUGUCAUUCCAAGAUAUUCGAAAAGUGAACGGACAACAGUAUCCAACGUAUAAAGAUGCGUGCUUGGCACUAGGCUUGCUGGAGGAUGAUAACCAAUGGAAUUGUAUGCUUUCUGAAGCUGCAUUGAACUGUUCUGCAAAACAAAUUCGUUUACUAUUUGCUAUAGUGUUAACAACAUG
Molecule: messenger RNA, 1870 nt
Organism: Uranotaenia lowii
Lineage: Eukaryota; Metazoa; Arthropoda; Insecta; Diptera; Culicidae
Exons: 3
Coding region: 94-864 (256 amino acids)
Source: RefSeq, a predicted model, not a curated record